UAUGUGUUUUGGUCCCAUUCUCCCAUGUGAGCGUCCCUCGAAGGCCGCAUCCGCCCAACCAUUAACAACCGCGGCAUUUGCCCACCCUUGUGCUAUUUGCCUCCGCCUUUUCCCAUUGUCCAGCUCCUUGUUUUUAACACGCGCACACACACACAUAGUGGUUUUACAGGUUGCGCAGGAAUCUCUUGCUCCUCUGCAAUUCUCCCUUUUAGGGCAGUGAAGGUUUUUUUCUCUUCGCUGACUGAACUCUCCUCAUUCUUAGCUCGAGUGUGGUGGGUAUGUUUAAUAGAUUAUUGGUUCAAAAGGAAAAACAAAAGCCUGUAAUCACAUUUCAUGAUUGAAGUGUGUGAUUCUCAGAAAAACAAAGGGCCGGGCGGGGGGUGGGGGUGUAUUUUAAUGUUAUUGGAGUUAUGUUUCUGUCAUUUUGGCAUAAAAAGUAGGAUUGUGUGGAUUCUGUAGAAGCUUUUCUUUCUGUAUUCUUUAUUCAAUGAUGUAGCUCUGCGUUUCAUGCUAGUUUUGGUCAAAUUUCAUCAUAUUCUUAAUUGCUGCUGAACUGCUGCAUCCUGAGAAGUGGGAGGAUUUUGAGGCUACUUUUUUUAGAGCUUGCUUGUAAGCUUUCAAGCAACAAUUUGAAGAUUAUUGGUUUUGUUUUGCCUUUGUGAGAUGGAAAAUUCUGUUUGAAGUAUUAAGGAAGUUAAGAUGAAAUCUCUAAGUAGUGUAGGACUUGGUUUGAGUGUGAUUUUUGGGUGCCUUUUCUUGGCGCUUGUUGCUGAGCUAUACUACCUGUUAUGGUGGAAGAAGAGGUUCACUGACAGAGAAGUUGAAACUGAUUACAGUAGCCCAGCUAGAGAGCUAUUUUACAUGUUUUGUUGGAAAAGCUCAUCUUCUUUAACCCGCACAGCUCUGAAUCCUCAAGAUCUAAGUUCAUCAGUUAAUAUGCACACAAACAAUGAUUUCUUGCUGAAACCCUUUGGAGAAGAUGGGAUAGAAACAGAGUUUAUGAGGCUCCAAAGCCUCUCAGGGCCACCAAGAUUCCUUUUCACCAUAAUAGAAGAAACCAAGGAAGAUUUAGAGUCUGAAGAUAAGAAUGGAAAGGAAUCAAAAAGUAGAAGCUUGAGUGAUCUGCUUCUUGCUGUGGAAACUCCAUAUUUGACUCCUUUAGCUUCUCCAACUCUUUUCACACCUCCUCUUACUCCUGCAGAUUCUUAUAAGCCCCAUGGAUUCAACCCUCUCUUUGAAUCAGUAUCAGAUGCAGAGUUUAACAAGAUAAGGUCAUCUCCUCCUCCAAAGUUCAAAUUCCUACAGGAAGCUGAGGAGAAACUCAAGAGGAAAUUACAGGAAGAAGCUGAGAAAUGUGUUCAUAAUAACACCAUUGAACCUGUUGAAGAUUCAAGAACUAAAGCAACCAUGCAGAAGCUACUUCAAGAUGAGGAGGAUAAAUCUUAUAUUACAAUUGUCGUUGACAGAAACCAAGAUUUGGAGCUGAAUCAGUAUCAUUCAAGCAGUUCUUCACAGCUUUUAAAGUGUUUUAAGGGUAAGAGAGUCUGUAUUCUAAUCUGCCUUAAAAAUUUGCUGGACAUCAUUCUCUGGGAGGUGGGCCUAAUGCAAGUGGAUGAAUGGAUUUGUGGGAAGCUUGUUUUAUUCAAUCUCCAUGUCUCCUAAGCUUGUCUGAUACCUAUAACUCCUCCAUGAACUAUGAACUAUGAACAAAUCCACACUACAAAACCAUGAAAGAGUGCAUCAUUUAAAUUUGAAGUAUCAAAGUUGAAAACUCAAUAACUUUCUUUCUUCAACUUUAUGUUAAGCCAUAGAUAGAUGGAUCGACAAAGGGUUUUGGGUAUUUAGCUGUAUGUGGCUUGAAAAGGUACCACUCAGAGCAAAGAGACAAAGGUGGAGAAGAGCUGGACAGGUUUUAGAUGCCUUUUUCCACUUUUUUUUUUUUUUUUUU
Molecule: messenger RNA, 1948 nt
Organism: Cucurbita maxima (winter squash)
Lineage: Eukaryota; Viridiplantae; Streptophyta; Magnoliopsida; Cucurbitales; Cucurbitaceae
Exons: 2
Coding region: 700-1662 (320 amino acids)
Source: RefSeq, a predicted model, not a curated record